Molecule: messenger RNA, 10062 nt
Organism: Schistosoma mattheei
Lineage: Eukaryota; Metazoa; Platyhelminthes; Trematoda; Strigeidida; Schistosomatidae
Source: the annotation of a GenBank genome assembly
AUGAACAAGUCUUCAUCAUCUCACAUUCCACUCCCAAUCCAAAGCUUUCUAUUUUCUCAGACAUGUUCGUUUUUGCAGAAACCCUCGGCAAGGGACGGGGUCUGUACUACUUUUGAGAAGGUUUUAGUACAAAAUAUACUACAUGGUCGAUCAAUAGUUCUGUGCGAGGCUAUACACUCAAUAAGCAGAUGGAAAUUUGUGAAGGCUGCAUUACCUCAUGUACUUCAUUGUGGUGCUAUAAUGCUUCGAGAAAAGUUACGGGACAAAUCUGAUGCAGACCUACCUCAUCAAAAACAUGUAUUAAACAGUUGCGGAUUGUCUCAUGAUCGAACACGACUGAAUUUCAGUCAGACAGAAACAAAGUUGCUCUACACACUUCACUGGAUUCUAUUAGAUGCCGCUUCAGAGUGUGAGGAUGCAGAAAUAGAGGCUUCUAAUCAUCCAGCUUCCAUACCCAAACAUUCAACUGAUCGUUAUGUUCACGACUUGGCGUCACUUCAGUUAUUCAUCUAUUUAUAUGCUCCAAUUAUUGAGCAACUUAAGCCAACCGAUUUCGAUACUCUCAAGUUAGAAGCAGGAUUACGCUUAUGGAUUCCAUUAAUGGAAUACUGUCAACCAAAUCGUGGGACAUUAUCAUCACCUGUUAAAGUUUUUACUCAUGAUUCAAAUAUACUAUCUCGGCCAGUUGUAACAAAUAUAGAUGGAAUAGAAAGUCCUAAAACGUCAUCCAUUUUAAACGAUUAUAUUAAGAGGAAAUCUUUGAGUUUGGAAACUUCUGAAGAAAUACCUUCGAAUGUUCAUAAUGUUAAUAUAUCGGAUAAGGGUUCCGAAAUCAAUCAUAAAUUACCAUUAGCUGUGAAAUCAUUAGAGUUCUUAGUUGACAGUGCUUCCAUCCCCCAUGUUGAAGCCAAUUCAGAUGAGUCACCCCCUAAAGCUACACCUGAAAACCUGGAUGAUGAGGAAGAAUUCAGCGAAAAAUCCAUUUCAGAAGCUGCAGUCACAGGAACGACGGCUACAGCAGCAGUUGUGCCAGACGUGUUUCCACCAAAGCAAGAACAAGAACAUGUAGCUCCAGGAUUCGAACGCAUUCAAAAAUUUUUAAAUUCAUUCACGGAUCCGUAUAAACAAUUAUCUGAAAAGUUAAAAUAUUCUGUGGCUGACAGUGAAUUCAUUCAACCAUCUGUUGGAACUUAUUGUAUGUUUGCUACACAUUGUGACCUGGCUGUAAUACGGUGCUUAUUCUGUCCUGAAUGGUGUGAAUCCGGUAUCUACUGGUCGCUAUGCUAUUUAUUCAAUCGUUUAUUGCAAAUACGCUCAGAAUGGAUCAAAAUUAAACCGAAUAAACGUAAAUUAUUAAGGUUACGCAGAGGCAAUCUUCCGCCUGAACACUUGUUUAAAUGGAUACCAGGAUUGUGGUCAGCAGCAUCGUCACAUCAAGCAAGGAUAAAUCAUAUCACUGGAGAAAUGGUGAAGGAAAUUCGGAGUCUAUCAUUACCUAAUAUAUCGUCAAGGUGUAUGUCAAGUAUUUGUCAGCAUAAUCCAACUGAACAGUGCAACAGAGAAUUUGGACAAGACAGUAAAAACAAUGACUUAACUCAACAUAAGCAUACGAAACAACAGGAAAAACUUUGUGAAGCUCAGUCGAACAGUACCAGUAACAUCAUCCAGUCAUACUCUGGGAACAGUGGUACCCCUUCCUCGAUCAAACAUUCCACUAUAUCAAGUCAUUUGGAUGAAUCGUUAAAUCGUAAAGGUAUAUCUUGCAUAGUUGGAUCAUCUUCAUCUUUAUUGAAUAUUGAUAAGUCUGAAUCUAACCUUAUGAAAUUAGAAUGCCCAAAAGAUAGAGAGCAACAACAAUGGCAGCCACAGCAGCUUAAUAUUAGUCCUUUACUAACUGAUAUUGGUCUCAGUGAUUCAUCAUUUACGCUCCCACUGCCCAUUGUUAACUUUGGAGGUCAACAACAGCAAAACCAACAGCAGCAACCCGCAUGGAGAGGUUCUAAACGUUCAAGAAUUACUGAUAUUAAGGAACGUUUUACUCGGGCGUCAAAGUUCAAAUCUGGGGAUGCAAGUAUGAAAUUUCAACCUUUAUCUUCUAUUGAAGCACCAGGCAUGACUAGCAUAAACACCCUGAUCGAAUGUGAUCAGCCGUCGGUAAUGACUGGGGAAAAACAAGUCUCCUAUACGCAGACAAAACGAUCGGUUCAAACAGGAAGUGAAAAGCUACGGCUAGCGCCAAAUGAAAAACCGUUUCAAGGAUUCGACACGACAAGUAAUGAUUCUGAAGCUAAUAAACGUGAUCCACCUGUUUCGUGCAAUGCUUCUUCCCUUCAUAGUGGACUUAAACUUGGUUUACCACCUUGUACACCUUCAAUAGCAGUGGCUAUUAAGCCAACACUUCCUCGCAGUCUUACUGAUUCAGACAUAAUAUAUCAUUGCUCAGAAAAGGUAGAUGAAGUUCCAGGAGCUGCAUACUACAUUACACCUAAUGGUCAUUUAGAUUAUUCUGUUAUUUUGAGAAGUCUUUAUUGGUGUAGCACAGUACACACAUCAAGUCGUGUUUGUUUCAAUUUGGUUUGCUGUUUGAGUGCUUUAUUUGAUUUGGGAAUCUUCGACAUGAAGCCCGGAGCCUGCUCGUUAAAAAAUGUUUCUUUUGAAAGACCUGGUCAUCUCAGACGAUUUCGAAAAAAAAAUCAAUGUGAGAGAAAUGGGUGUUCGAAAUCCUCUAAGACACCUAUUCUCAAUAAACUUGUGGCAAGAGAAAGUCACACUAACCCAAAUUUCAACAACCGAGGUGGAUAUGAUAGCUCAAACUUACAUUCAGGCAGUAGAGUGAGACUACAUGAUCAAAGUGUAGGAUUUUCUUCCUCAAACUUAAGUUCCUCUAGAGUUUCUGUCGGAAUUUGCAGCGAGUCUUAUGGAAGUGAAAUGGGGAUGAUGGAGACGCUGAUCCCACUUGGAAGUCCUCAAUCAUCUAUAGAUCUCGAAAAAGAUCCUUGUUCAACGCCACGUUGGAUAAAGUCGUCAGGAAAUAUUCAAUUUAGGCUGCGUAAUAACGAAAAAUUAGUGUCUAAAAGUGCAUAUCGAUUGAAGUCUCGUGCUCAGCAGAAACCAGGAGUGAGCUGUGAUAUCUCUAAUCAUCUGGUCCGUACGCAUUUUAUUUUAGCAGCUGAAAUGUUGAUAAGAAUUAUUCGUUCAGUUGGAUGUAGACAUGGGCACAAUAAUUCAUCGAAUUUCACAAAUUCCCAUUAUCACCAUCAACAAGAGCAGCACGAAAACUCUGUAGAUCCAAGCAACCAUUUCCGGUCACUUGCACAUGACUGUCUUAUUUAUCUACACCGAUUACAUCCUAAUUUGUUUAAACGUGUGAUAAUACGAAUUGUAUCUUCAAGUACUGUUACCGAUUUAGUUGAAAUACUUCAUUCAUUCACCGGGUUUUGUUUAGAUCCAGUCACACGUUGUUAUGAACGUUCAGAUCAAAACAGAAAAUCUUAUUUAAAUUAUGGAAAUAGUUUUGGGCAGAAUGAUACUGGCCAAGAUACACGUGGAGCUGAAGGUUUGAUUGUAUCUUAUUUGUUCGGCCCUUUUGUCCGGCGCUUAGUCAGGUGCAGACGUGAACUGAGCAGUCAAGAGAAUGUUUCUUUAUUUUCUGACAUACGACAACUAUUCACAUAUAUUCGUGAAAUUCACGGUAGUACGUUUCGGAAAAACAUGUUAGUUGCUUUACUGUGUCCAGUACAGAGAAUAUGUGAGAUUACUACUCCUAAACCUUCAACUCCAUUGCCGAGAAUGUCAGCAAGAAACUCUAUGUGGCUUAUGCCUCGUCACGACAAAAGGCGUUCAACUUUCAACGUGUUUAUUGAUCCUUUGGCAGAAACAGAAAGCUAUUCAAGUGGUCACAGGGAAAGUUCAUUGUACAAUGUGUUAUGUAGACCGUCGACUGCAGGAAGAAGUGUAAGAAUACAUAGUAAUGGAAGUUCAUCAAUAAUAGCAGCGUCAUUCGAAAAUGAAUAUCCUAGCCGAUCUAAGUCAGAAUGUCCUUCCACUGAUCAGUCAACAGGUCAAAUGAUAAUUGAACACCGGUGGAUUAAUUUAUCAGCGUUGAAAGAAGGUCUAUUUGAUUUUGCUUUCCUGUUAGACUGUUGUGAACCAGGUUUAAUACCAGAACCACAACUUAUUGCAGCUCUGUUUGACUUAGAUGCUCCUGUGCUAGCGCGGGCUUGCCUACUGCUAGAAUGUGCCUUUUUAGUUCACCGUUGUAAUCGAGGGGAAUGGGCUGGAUGGAUGAAAUUCAAUCUACCCAGUUCAUUUCGAUCAAGCGCUGGAUUCAUUAGUAGUAAUACUACUAAUAGCAACAAUAAUCUUUCACAAGCAAACGAAAAUAAUAAUAACAAUAUUCAUCCAGUGGAUAUAUCGGAAAUCAAACGUGUGGCUGGCUACCUAUUCUAUGCUUGGGGUGAAGCAUUGGGUCAUAGGUUGCAGUAUUUUACGUCAAUAAUGUCUUCGUCUAAUUCAUCCAUAAUUACAAAUUUGGAUUCGACUGGUGAUAAAGUUUAUGGAAGUGAUAAAAGCAGAGACGUAAACUGUCGAUCAAAUGUCGAAAUGGAACAAAACUUUUUGGAUGAUGCGUCAGUUAAUCCAACUGGAGAAAGUUGCCCGUAUGCUUUACUAACUGUCGGUGUUCAAUUGUUGUUUGAGAUAACAACUUAUCUUAGAGAAACACACCAACGUUUACCACAAGACAAUCCAAACUACGAUGGGAAAUGUGGUCAAUCAGCACAACAUUCAUCAAGAAACUCAGUAAUCAAACGUUCAUUAACACGUGAAGCAAGCGGUGAUAAGAAAACUGAUACGUUUAAACACACCUAUUCUUCAGGUAGUAGUGGAGCAUCCUUUAAAGGUGCUAAAAGACGUCUCAGUAUAUUAAUGCCGAUAUUUGGAAGUGCAGGCAACAACAGCCCUGAAGAUGGUAUUACAAACGAAAUAGAAAAACAUCCAUCUUCCACUGUGAAACCUGUAAUAACCACCGGCACAGAUAAAUCUUUCAGUGGACGUCGGGGCACUUCAUCCAGACGUAUCAGUUUCGCCGUAAUGGACGAUUCUAAGGAUAUAACUGAUUCUACAAAUGCAAGUGCGAACUAUCUGGAUCAGUCAUUAGAAGCAAAUGAAUCGCAACAUCGUUUAUCAGUGAGCAAAGGCCAUCUUCAGAAACAUCGAGGUUCUGGGAGUUUUAGAUAUUUUACUGCUCACGGGUCCGAUUUGUCUAAUGUAUUUGAACAACGCCCUAGUCUUAUGGGGCAAAUGAGUCGAACUAGUAGCGGUGAUAUCCGUACUGACGUUUUUGACGAUUUAACCGAUAAUCCUGGAACUCCAGUUUCUGAGGAUGAUAAUCAAGACGUUUAUCAUGAAGAACAAAAUUUGCUGCAAAUGAAUCAUGUCAACAAAAGUCUAAUUCACUCGAAUCCCUUACGUUUAAAACCAAGACAAGGUCAUCAUUCCAGAUACGAUGAAACGAUCAAGUCCCACACAUCUGUACGACGAUCUGUAUCAGCUGCUCUUUCUGCGAAGAAGUCUUUGAAAUCUAAUACAAUUCAUCAUGCCUUAGCUUUUGGGGAUAAUGAGACUUAUCAUGUGGAUGAUUACACAUCUCAUAUGCCGUGGGUUGAUGCUGUUAUAGAAUUUGCAAAUUAUACCAGUUUUGAUUGUGAUCAUCAAAAUUCAUGUGCUUCAAAUUGCUUUGAAUAUCAACAGCACCAAUGCCGAAAUUUGUUAAAUGCAAUGAAACAGGUGUAUGAAUCAGAAACUGAGAGUAAAUUUGUUAUAUCUGUUGAUCGUCAGUAUUUAUAUUCUCUAAGUACUGUUAGUAAUACGCCUACCGCUACAAAUACAAGUGCAACACUUAAUCGUGGUUUAAAUGUAACUUGUGAUACAGGUACAACUUCACCAGCAUCGUCUAAUGUUAUUCGCCAACAUAGACCAAAUGAUUCACGCUCAGAAAACUCUUCUGAUCAAGAUUCCUCACAUUUAGACUCUACUGACGAUUUAUCCGAUUCAGAUGUCACACAUCAACAACAAGUUAAUCCAGGACAUGUAAAGCAUAAAAUUAGCACACUAAAAGGUUUACCAAAUAUUGUUCAAUCUAACGACAGUUUAACUGGUUUAAGCAAAUCAGCUGAUAACGAUCUUGAUGUCAAUAAUUUUCUAUUAAUGCAACAGGGUGCACUGGCAGCAAGUAGCGGUAGUGAUUUUUGGAAAGCCAGAUCAAAACUGUUUAUAAAAUCUUCAAAAAGAAAAGAAUCUAAUAUAUUUGGACCAAGUUCAAGCCGUGAAAACAUGAAUCUACUGACCAAGAUUCGAAUGAAAUCAUUUAACCGUUCAAUCAAUCCAAGCUCGUUUGAGAAUGAUACACCGGGUUUGACAGGAUUAAUUAACCUGAGUAUGUUGGCUGGAGCAGGUGCGGGUUUGCUGAAGAGUUCUCGCCAAAGUAUUAGUCUGAAUCCACCACUGCUUGGGAUUGAGGCUGACGAAGCAAGUGAAACUUUACCAGGUUUUGAAGAUGAUGAUGGUGUUAAAAGUCAGAUUAGGAAACCUGUUAGAUUUCGUAAACAUCAUUUAGGUGAAUUACCUAUUCAGUGUUAUUUGGAUACUCAUGUAAAAAAUCUUUGUAGCAGUGGUUUCAAUCUUUUGAAUAAAGCAGCUUUACUACUUACAAAUAAUCAACUAGCAAAGAUGCUUCCGUUGGCUUGGGAGUUGCUGCUAGAAACGGAUACAGAAUUUUCAUCAAGUGCAGCAUGUUUCAUACUUUUCUGUGGUGUACGUUACCCUCAAAUCGUUCAAGAUAUGAUUCUAGACGAAAUGCGACAUGAGAAACCUUCUCAGAGAUUUAAUGCUAUUCUACGAUUUAGAACUUUGUGGUGUCAUCGUUUUCAUGUUUGGUCGCGACUUGAAGAAAAUGCACCUAGUCAAUUAAGAGUACCUCCAUCUUUUAUUGAAUUUGUUUUGCCUUCACCUACACUCGGUUAUCCUGGAUUCGAGGCACCAGAUCCUGUUUGGCAGAUUCGUAAAGGAACAUCGGCUGAAGAGGUUCAGCUAAAACAAAACGAGGCUACGAAAACAUUUGUAACAGCUUCAACAUCUAGGCGUAAACAGCAACAGGAACUUUUGGCUCGUGCAAUAGCAACAGAAACCAUGCGAAGAAAAGAAGCCAGACAGUCUUUUCAUUUAACAACAUGCCCAGUUCUGGAACGUGCAACCAUUGAACCAGCUUUCAGCAAAGAACACAGGGAUGAAGGCAACAUUGAUGAUAAUAUCGCAAAUUCUGCAGGAUUCAAUAGUGGAGCAGGUGGUGGACAAAUAGGAGUAUCCAAUUCAACACAAGAUGAAUAUACUGCUGCUGUUCGGAGACUAAGUCUUGCACCAAUUAAUCGUACAGUUCUCAAUCAAGCUCGCAAUUUAUCGUGGCGUCAGAGCUCAAUACCUUGGUUACGGAACAGUGUUAUAGCCCAUGACGAUGAAGACCGUUGGUUAAGUGGAUCUCAUUCUUUAUUCCCAUCACAACCAUUGCAACAAGCUCAGUUGGUCUUCCCAUCUGCUCUAUGCUCUGCAUCAGUUUUACUGAUUAAUCUUUUAGAUGAUACGGCGAUAAAUGAGCAUGGAACAGCAGUAAAUACAAUAGCUGAGUAUGUGAUAUUUAAUUGUUUGCUAGAAGAUACACCAUUAUUUUUACGCUUUAUAUUCGAGCGUCUCACACGCAUAAAAAAUAAAGAUGAACUUAUAUUUAUUUUACGUAAAAUGAUUCAACGGUUACCUGAAUUACCAAUGCAAACAGCACAUGCUCUUUUCAAUAACUUAGUCGGUUAUAUUAUGUUUCAUAUUCGUACACCAAGUUUCAAUGCACCUCAGUCAAUUGCCAGUGCGUUAUCAGUUCUUCAUUUGAUUAUUCCAUACGUUCAAAAUAUCUACUUUAAGGAUUUGAAACAGACAAUGAGAAGAGAACAAAUCGAUUCUACACUUCUAUUAACAGCUAACUUACCUUGUGCUAAACAAUUCAACGUGUUUGAUAAUAGUAUUGGUGUCGCUCAACUAGUUCGUUUACAAGACGAAAACAAGGACUAUCAGUUUGAAGACAUUCUGAAAGAUGUUCUGUCGGCGAGUGAUAUACUCGAAGAUGAAAGAAGUUCUUACUACCUUUGUGACGAACGUUCUAAUAUUAUACGAAACUCUUCCCAUUACAUUCGUGAUUUCUAUUCAUUCAAACGUAAUCAUACUCCUAAAUUACGCUUGCGUCAGUAUGAUAAGAAAAACGGCAUGUAUCUACUGCAACAAAAUGCUCUCAGUCUGAAAUUUCAAGAAAUUGGUAAAGUAUCAUUUACGCUGUCAGUACUUCGAUGUACGCCAACUCCACAGAUUCCCAAUCACGUUUUUUUCUUACAUGAAGAGUUAACUAAACUACCAUCAUUUCCACGUAAAGCAUUAGAAUCCGACUUCAAUCUUUACGACUGGCCUACAUAUGGGCGUCCACUAUUUGCAUUAGAUACAAUACACAAGUUAUCUUGGUGUCAUUUAAUAUCCAGUUUAUUCAUGAUGAUGCCUAAAACUUAUCCAUGGUCAUCGGAUUUACAAAUAUUUUUGAAUGUAUACAAUGGUACACUGAUAUUACAUGCAGAAGACUCAUCAGUUUUACGACAGUGUCUAGCAUUCUUCAUACAGUGCUGUUAUCAAUUCAAAACAGUAUUUGCAACCACAGGCUACUCUGGUAUUGUACCGACAUUGGUACGUGUUUAUAACCAAAAUACACAUAAUCCAGUACUUACACAAGCUAUUGAAUUUACAUUUAGACAAUUUUAUGUAAUGCAUAGAACACCAUUCAUAUUACAACUGCUAGGAUGCAUCGCCAAUUAUGUAACGACUAAUAAUGAAAUAAUUGGUGUGGGAGAUGAAUUUUACCGAAUUCAACCGGGGGCUGUAUACAGAUUAUUACGUGUUAUAAGCCGUCCUUUAGAUGAUAACCUUCGUAUUUUGGAGUUAUGUAAUAUUCAGAAGCCGUUGGAAGCUUUGGAUUUUUGUUAUGACGAUGAAGAGGCUAACUGGUCUAUUUUGGAAGUAAUCAAUCUCUGUGUAGCUGUCAUAGUCUAUGCUCCUGAUUCAUAUAGAUCCAGGCAAAUGUUGAUUAUUCUCCAAGCUCUGGUGCCACUAAUUCUUAAAGACUUGCCAUACAUAUGUGCAGAAGAAGGGAAUGGUACUGAUCCAAAAAAGGCAGAGUUAACAGCUAUUCAGAAAAUUUCAAUAGCAAUGCGUCAGCUUACUUCAACAGCCGAGUUCAUGAGCAGGAGAAUUGAAGACAUUCGUCAACUGAAUUACCUUGCUCCAGGUGGUCCAACUGAAUGUCGUAAGGAAACACCUGGUCUCUUGUUGACUGGAGUAGCCACCAGGCUAGUAAAUUAUGAAGCUGCAAAGAGUAACUUCAAGUCAUUAGAUAAAACAAAAUAUAACGAAACAGCUGAGAAAACAACAAGAAGUGGAUUAUGUAGUGAAAUCAACACUUUGUCUGUAAAUAAAGGUUUUCCUCUAUCAGUAAGUUCAAAUACAUCACGUGAAAGGGAGAUUCAGUCGAAUCAAAUGCUGAGAAAUCCUGCUGCAGUAACAAGUGGUCAUCACCGUCCGACAGCUUAUGAACCCAGAGAAGCAGUUUUACAGUUGGCUUGCGAAUUUUUAUCUACCUGUUCCGGGCGUCUUUUGGAAAUGGAAGAAAAACAACGUAUAUCUGAUCUUUUAGACGCUAAAUCACACAUGCGAUUAGCCGAUAUAGCUCAAAUCAUGCUGAAACAAGUUUCUAACAGCCCAGAUUUCCUAGUUAGUUCAGCUUUACAACGUUAUUUUCUGGAAGUGCUACCAGUUAUCGAUUGGAGCCAUGAAUCACUGAGAUCAUGUAAAGCAUUGGAAUGUCUUUUAGGUAGACUGAAUAGGACGCUACCAAAGAUGCUUGAAUUCGCCAUUAGAUCCAAGACGACUCAUCAUUGGGAUGAAUUUGUGAAGUUGUUCGAUCAGUUUAUUAUAUACUGA